AUGGAUAAAUGUGUCCCUGAACGCAGCAACGAUCUGUUGAUCUCUGCCACAUCCCUGUUAUUUGUGUUAUUAAUUAGGUUUACGGGGCAUUGCACUGGGCUAAAGUUCAGCUUCGACAAGCGGUAUGGAAAGCUCACUGAUGAGCUACUGAGUCACGCAGAGUCUGAUACAUCUGGUCUGCCAGCAAGCAUCCCUGACGAUGUCUUAAGGAAGACAAUACCAGGAUUCACAGGUAGUGAAGGUAGACCCAAACCACUACUGAUGGCAAACUCAGAGGUGUUUCUCUACAAGCCCUUGAAGCCUUUCAUCCCGCCAGGAAAUCCAUACUAGAUGGAGGACGAUAACCCCAACAAGCACUUCAUCUCAGGGUACACAGGACACGUGCUGUUGUACCAAUCCUUGUUUGGCAAAGGAUUUCCCGCCUCCACCAACCAGGCACUAAUCGAGUUUGGGAGGCAGCAGAGGUGCCUGAAGUCAACACAGACAGAAACACGAUAACUUUCAUACUAUUAGUCCCACAAAGGCGUGGUGCCGGGAUUCGUGGGGCGUACACCAGGUCUGUGUCUGCUCGGGAAAGCCAGACAUGAGCAAAGUCCAUGAGAUUCGGAGGAGGAAAAAUAAAACGGACGGCAGCUAAAAGUGUUCUAGGUCUUUUAUUU
Messenger RNA from Fundulus heteroclitus (mummichog), 659 nucleotides. It is a transcript of the gene cimip2b, whose product is annotated as family with sequence similarity 166 member B. The record is from RefSeq and is a predicted model, not a curated record. Lineage: Eukaryota; Metazoa; Chordata; Actinopteri; Cyprinodontiformes; Fundulidae.